Peronospora matthiolae is the source of this 306-nucleotide messenger RNA. The record is from the annotation of a GenBank genome assembly. Lineage: Eukaryota; Oomycota; Peronosporomycetes; Peronosporales; Peronosporaceae.
AUGGACGUCCACGACGUUAGUGCUGAGAAACGCCGUCGCCAUCGACACGAGAUGGUCGGUCAAACAGCGAACCCGCUGGAGUAUCUCAGGCUGGUUGGGAACGGAUCACCGCAGCGUUUCAUUCGAGAGCAGAUGGUUCGCGUGCGGAUAUACCCGACUGAGUGCAGUGCCCAAGAAAACGAAUUACUUGGUAAUAGUGAUAUAGCACACACCUCAAAUCACGUUGACUUUUCCUGGCGUCUUGACAAAAAUGGAUCCGCCACUUGCUGUAUCCCGUUCAGCGACUUGCUCCUUUUGACUGCCUAA